AUCUGGAAUUGGGGAUCUGGAACUGGAAACUGGGAACUGGCACAUUGAGAGACACACGCACACCUUGCACCCUACGAGCGUCGUCGCCUCGCCCCCGAAUACCACGAUCACACUUGACUACUACGACGACGACGACGACGACGACGACUACCGUCCUGCCACCGGGCAGUCGCACUACACGUGUACGCGUGUGUACGGCAGAUCUACGACCCCCCGAUAUCAUCAUCACGGCCGAGCCGGAGUCACGGUAAGGGGAUGUCGUCUGCGGCCUGAUUUUGGCUCGUGUCUCGCGCGCUCCAGCAAGCAAACAGACGGUCAGCAUGGCUGCGACAGUGAAUGGGGCUUGGACCUACUCGGUGCCUUUGGAACAGACCGACGGCAAUGCAAGGGCGUACAACCCACGUGGCUCGCCGCGUGCAGACCAUGAGUGGGACGAGAAUGGCAGCAAAGCGCUCGAGCGACGCUCCAGUACGUGGGACUUGCUCAGCGACUCGGAGACGACCAAGCAGCGUAGGACAUCGGUGCGAGCGAGCAACAGCACGGCCGUGAAGAAGCGUUCACGAGACGCACUCCGCGAAAACAAGAGAUUGCCACAAAGCGCUGCAACAACUUCCAAGGGCACAGCUGGCAGCGCAUAUCCAGAAGAGGACAAUUCGCUAUGGGUACACAGAGACAAAUUAGCGCAGAUUGAGAUACAAGAGAUGGAAGAGGCCGGUAUCUACCUGCGCCCAUCCCGCCGGUCUCAGAGCUUGGGUCCUGGCCGCGAAAGUGGCAGGACCAGCCGUUCUGUCAGCCGCUCGGGCUCUCGCAAGGCAGCCCAUGGACCGCUGAACGGGGUAGGCUACGACGAAGAGUAUACGGCUGCAUAUCCCUCUCGAAACGAUAUGAAUAUGGAUCAUCCACUUGCGUCACCCCACGAGGACAUGCGGCCACAGUGGUCUCCCCAACGGGCAGAACCAUAUUUUGAUUCCGGCAGGGAUCCAGAGCGCCAACCCAAUAACCAGGCAUCGACGGAGCUUCCAAGCAGUACAAAGCCCUUUUCGCAGACAUCAACACAGCAGCAGCAGCACAUGGCACGCCCGGGCACGUCACGAAUACCAGUAUCUCGAAUUAGUCCCGUACCUGUCCCUCACGAUGUGGUGGAGCGAGACUCGCCACUACCUCGCAGUCGCGCUGGAAGUCAGAGCGUGAGUAGCAGUUGGGACGAGCUUCAGUAUGCCAGAAAGGCUCGUAGUGCCAGCAUCAGUAGCCAAGUGCUUCUGGAGUCCGAUCCAGAUGGCAAACGAAGAUCGCCUCCGGGCAGCUCGAACAAGCACUCGUCGGGCGAGGGCUCUCCCCAGAAAGCGCGUGCGCCGAAGCAGACUCCCACUGGACGUAAGUCUUCAAUACCUAGCAGUUCCGCUGCCAGACCAGGCUCAUCGGCUGGGAAACGGGCCCCUUCGGCUGCUGCGAUUAGGAGACCAGGGUCCAGUUCGGGGCACAAGUCUCGUCCUUCCACAGGACGUUUCUCGCCGGAUGGUGAAGCACCGUGGAUAGCCACCAUGUAUAAGCCCGAUCCUCGUCUCCCUCCUGAUCAGCAGAUGAUACCCACGCACGCAAAACGUAUGAUGCAAGAGCAGUGGGAGAAGGAAGGCAAGACAGGAACAGUCUACGAUCGGGACUUCAAUCUCCUGAACGACGAGGAUCUUUCACGAAAGGCACCUGUCUUGACUCUGCAGAGUCAGAAUCUCGACGUGCCGGCCAACCUGCCUUCGCCUACCAAAUCACUUUCGCCGAAUAGCUAUUCGACAGAGCAUGGGUGGCCGUUGAGGUCGAAGAGCGAGAAUGGCAGUGUCCGUCCCGGUACAAGCGGUGGCUACAAGAUCACACCUACGAUACCCUCCACACCUACUAUACAACGUUCCGCAGCGCCGUCUCCAAUGCCUUCACAACCCAUGAGCCCUGGGCAUGAUGGGACGCUACGAGUACCAGAGCUCAGCGAGAAGGAAGAAUUCGCGCCGAAAAAGGGUUGCUGUUGCGUGAUGAUGUAACACGUCCCUCACUCGGGCUGCAAGUUUCUCAUGUAUAUUGCGUCUUUAUACCCCAAACGCCCGUAUCGGGCGAUUUCUUUGCAUGGACAUUAUACCCGGCCAAGGACUGAUGGGAGUGGGGCCGCAUUUUCAACACUUCUUGGCCUGUCUCUUACAGAAGACGAUGGUGCUUGGAGGAGGCCCAUCAGGAAGAAAGGGAUGGGAAUACCGGGUUUUUCACAUAUCAGAAUGGACGUGAGCCCCAUUCAUACCUAUGCCGGGAGCGCAAAGACAGUAGUCAUCGACACUUAUUUUUAAAGAGCGAAUGGUGGUCAACGUCUUUUGUCUGAAUUUGUUAGCGUUUCAGCGAGCUCUGCGGAAGAAUGUGCUUCAGCGACCAAGUUUCUUAGCCCAUUUUCCGUUCAAAAUCGGGCAGUGACACCGUGGAUAGGUUACUACCUACCUAGUAGUGCAUCUUAUAACAUGCC
This is a messenger RNA of Sphaerulina musiva SO2202, 2497 nucleotides long. RefSeq lists its product as uncharacterized. The record is from RefSeq and is a predicted model, not a curated record. The transcript has a single exon. Bases 321 to 2030 code for a protein of 569 amino acids. Lineage: Eukaryota; Fungi; Ascomycota; Dothideomycetes; Mycosphaerellales; Mycosphaerellaceae.